This is a messenger RNA of Crotalus tigris (Tiger rattlesnake), 4621 nucleotides long. RefSeq names its product epithelial cell transforming 2 (gene ECT2). The record is from RefSeq and is a predicted model, not a curated record. Bases 858 to 4004 code for a protein of 1048 amino acids. Gene Ontology annotation, cellular component: cell cortex; nucleus. Gene Ontology annotation, molecular function: guanyl-nucleotide exchange factor activity; GTPase activator activity. NCBI's taxonomy places the organism in Eukaryota, Metazoa, Chordata, Lepidosauria, Squamata, Viperidae. The transcript is spliced from 26 exons. Gene Ontology annotation, biological process: intracellular signal transduction; activation of GTPase activity; regulation of cytokinesis, actomyosin contractile ring assembly.
AGGAACCACAUAGAUCUUGCCCAUGAUGAUCAAUCUCUAACCUGUUCUUUUAUGGCACACUCAGCCAAUGUAAAUUGAAUCCAUCCAUUUUGCUGCUGAUCAUCCUCUUUUCUUCCAUCUUUCCCAGCAUCAGAGCCUUCUCUAGAGAGUAGGGUCUUCUCAUCAGGUGUCCAAACUAAGCUAAUUUGAGCCUGGUUAUUUGUGCCUGAGUGAGAAUUCUGGUUGAGCCUUGGAUCUUGUAGGAUCAAAUUCUAAGUACGGUAACCAUCUCUUUGGGGAAUCAGAUUACCAAACCUCUUGGUAAACCAUAAAGUUUUGCUUUAAACUACAUUGUUGGUGAGCCAUGAAAAAAUAUCAAUAUUAUAUAUUGAUAUUUAUAUUUUGUUUCAUGGCUCGCCAAUAAUAAUUUCAGGGGACCUGGCUGGGCCCAUCCGUUAUUCUCCAAAAACAAAAUAUGUUUGGAUCUGAAUCUUCAAAACUACAAUUCCCAGAAAUCCUUGCGUGGAAAGCCGCGAGCAAAUCUGGAAUUUUUUUUUUUUUUUUAAAUCAAAGGCGGGACCAACCCUGGCAGCUGAAACAGUAGAACUUGAACGGCAAAUCCGGUCUUUCCUCCCUCCGUCGCUUCAACAACCGUUGAAAGGUAAGGCCUUUCCUCAUAUCUUCCAACCAAUCUCAGGUGAGCUCAUCCCCGCAAGAGGCGGGAAACAGCGGGGUGUCAGCUGAAAAGAUUCUCCCCCCCCUCUUCGUCAUAGGCUGGAGGAGACUCAUCUCGACCAAUAAGUUACCGCCCAUUCAGACGUGCCCGUUCUCUGAAGAAUUUUCAAGUAAAGCUGUAGGAGAGGGAUGCCAUUUUGACCAUGACUGAGAACACUACAUUCAUGUCUGAUACAAGGAAAAGCCUCUUGGCAGAUUCUUCUGUUCUUGACUCAAAAAUUAUAGAAAAUUCCAAGGAAAAUGUAUUCACCCCCGAUGCGUCUGACUGUAAAGAGGAAAUACUCCCAGUUGAAACCAAGGUGAUUUUAGUUCAGGAAGCUGCAAGAUGUGAAAAACUCAUAAAAGCCUUAGAGGAUAUUAAAGUGCCUUACAUAAAGAUGGAAUCUAUGAAAACGUAUGAUGACUCUGACUCACCGGAGGCUGAGGCUGUCUUUGUACUAUCAGACUUUGAAGAUCCCAUUUUUAGUAACUUGUACAAGGCAGACUGCAGGAUCUUUGGGCCCCCAGUGGUGUUUCAGUGUGCUAAAAAAGGCGAGCCUCUACCCUUCACGUGUCGUCCAUUGUACUGCACAAAUAUGGCGAAUCUUGUGUUAUGCUUCACAGGAUUCAGGAAGAAAGAUGAACUGGUUAAACUGGUGACCUUGGUUCAUCACAUGGGAGGGAUUAUUCGGCGGGACUUCAGUUCCAAAGUUACACAUCUGGUGGCUAACUCUACACAGGGAGAUAAAUUCAGAGUAGCUGUGAGUCUUGGCACUCCAAUCAUGAAAGCCGAGUGGAUUUAUAGAUCUUGGGAGAGAAGAAAUGACAUUGACUUUUGUGCUGCUGAUGAAGAAUUUAGGAAAGAAUUUAAAGUUCCACCAUUUCAGGACUGCAUUUUAAGUUUUCUUGGAUUCUCUGAUGAAGAGAAAAAGAACAUGGAAGAAAUGACAGAAAUGCAAGGAGGACAGCAUUUGCCUGCUGGUGAUGAACGCUGCACUCAUCUUAUAGUUGAAGAAAACACAGUAAAAAAUAUUCCAUUUGAGUUGUCUCCGAGCCUUUUUAUUGUAAAGCAAGAGUGGUUCUGGGGAAGCAUACAGAUGGAUGCCAGAGCUGGAGAAUCAAUGUACUUAUUUGAAAAGCCAGACAGUCCCGAACUGAAGCCCUCGACCUCGCUACUGUCUCUAAAUACUCCCAACAGCAACCGGAAGAGACGGCGUUUGAGAGAAACCCUUGCCCAGCUAACCCGAGAAGCGGACAUGUCUCCCUUUCCACCUCGGAAACGGCCAUCGGCCGAACAUUCCCUUUCCAUGGGAUCUUUACUUGACAUUUCUAACACCCCGGAGUCGAGCAUGGCUAACGGAGGGAAGAGGCUAGAAUUGAGAAGCCCGGAGAAAGAUAGAGAGAAAGGCACCUAUGAUGUCCUUAGGCUUAGUCGGAUGAGGAAGAGAUCCUGCAGAAACUCCAGUUGUAUUUCUUUGCAUAAUGCUUCUUGUAAAUGUUAUAUAAACGCAUUAGAAAGUCUGCAACAAACAGCCGAGGCAACUAGCAGUAAUAAUCCUGAAAGCCUAGUUAAUGGAACACCUCAAAUGAAUCUCCAAAAAUAUUUUUUUUUGCCAAUGGAACAUAAAAUAAAUCGUGUCAGCUUCCAUUCCAUCCCGGUUUUGGAAGAUGUCUUAUGUCAACAACCUCCAGCUAUAAGCAUGCUGAGAACUUCACAAGGUGAUGAAACGCCUAAAUCUUGUGCCAAGCCAUCCAAAAACACAACUCCCUUUCCUUCAAAGCAAUCCGCCAGGUGGCAGGUUGCAAAGGAGCUGUAUCAGACAGAAAGCAACUAUGUAGAUAUCCUGACAACUAUAAUCCAGGUCUUUCAAGUCCCUUUGGAAAAGGAAGGACAGCUCGGAGGCCCUAUUCUUGCACCAGAAGAAAUCAAAACAAUAUUCGGCAGCAUUCCAGAUAUCCUUGAUGUACAUAUUAAGAUAAAGGAAGACCUCGAAGACCUUAUGAUAAACUGGACUGAAGACCAAAGCAUUGGGGAUGUUAUACUUAAAUAUUCUAAAGACUUGGUGAAAACAUAUCCUCCUUUUGUGAACUUCUUUGAAAUGAGCAAGGAAACCAUUACCAAGUGUGAAAAGCAGAAGCCCAGGUUUCAUGCUUUCUUAAAGAUAAACGAAGCUAAGCCAGAAUGUGGUCGCCAGAGUUUGGCAGAACUCCUUAUCCGGCCAGUACAGAGACUACCCAGUGUUGCCCUUCUUCUAAAUGACCUCAGGAAACACACCGCAGAGGACAAUCCUGACAAGGCCACCCUAGAGAGCGCCAUUGAGUCAUUAAAGGAAGUGAUGACACAUAUUAAUGAAGACAAAAGGAAGACUGAAGGUCAAAGACAGAUUUUUGAUGUUGUUUAUGAAGUAGAUGGUUGCCCAGCUAACCUUUUGUCGUCUCACCGCUGUCUAAUUCAGCGCCUGGAAACGGUUGCACUUGGGGACGACCUCUGUGACAGAGGGGAGCAGGUCACCCUGUUCCUUUUUAAUGACUGCCUGGAGAUUGCGAGGAAACGGCACAAAGUCAUCGGUGGCUUCAAGAGUCCGCACGGCCACACCAGGCCACCAGCCUGUCUCAAGCACAUCAUCCUCAUGCCUCUGUCUCAGAUCAAGAAGGUACUAGACAUCCGAGAGACAGAAGACUGCCACAAAGCCUUUGCAUUGGUUGUGCGGCCGCCGACGGAGCAAAGCAAUCUUUUGUUCACUUUUCAAAUAACAACGGAAGAACCUCUCAAGGAGGAUUGGCUGAAGAUGCUGUGUCGGCAUGUAGCAAACACAAUAUGCAAAGCGGAUGCUGAAAAUCUUAUUUAUGCCACUGAUCCUGAUUCUAUUGAAGUAAACACGAAAGAUGUGGAUAGUACAUUGAGUAGAGCAUCACGGGCCAUAAAGAAAACCUCGAAGAAGGUUACCCGAGCGUUCUCUUUUUCCAAGACCCCAAAGAGAGCGCUUCGAAGAGCUUUGAUAGCCCACAACAGCGUAGACGGAAAGAAUUUCUGCACCACUAGUGAAAGCUUUUUAGGGAGCCGCCUUGCCAGUACCUCAUCUUUAGCGAUGAUGCGUACUGCUUCUACAUACAGCUUAAAUGGACUAAUUAAACACACCCUUAACAUACAACGCUCCAACUCUAUUGACGGGACCUCCCAAAACAUUAGAUCUCGACCUCUAGUCCGUUCUUCCCAUGAUCUAGAAGGACGAAUGGCUUCCAGCUCUGAAAACUUAAAGAGCUGCUCUCUGACCAGUUGUUAUCCAAUCAUCAGCAGUGAUGAAGUUUAAGCUGCUUAAAAGCAUCCAUUCUCCUUCCUUGAUCAAUCUGCCAUCAGUAUUUGAAAAGAGAAGCCACACCUUCAGUCGAUCAACUACUCAUUUGAUAUGAAGUGGUUGGAAAAAGGAGCUGCAGCUUAACGUGAUGUGGACCAAAAGAAGUCCUAAGUGUUCAGGCAACCAUAUGCUGACAUAAAUGGUGGUACUUAGUUAGCACUUAGUGGCGAUUAGUUAGGUUUUAGAUGACACUAAGUGAAACCACUUGGAAUUCUCUGAUUUUGUCUGCCGAGCAAACAAAAGAUGGACCUUGUUACAGAUAACAUAUUAGUUUGCACAGAUUGCUUUACAUGGAGAUAUUUUGCUCAGUGUAAGCCAUUCAUUAAAAUGAACUGCAUUUUUAAUAGUCUUUAUACAUUGGAUGUUGUCAAGUAACUACUGCAUGGAUGAAUAUCUAAAGUAAAAUAUUUGUUUCACCUCUGAAAUAGAGAUAAUAGACUUUCUUUAAUAUAGAAGCCUUCAACGUUCUAUCAAAAAGAAAUAUUUUUUUAAAAAAAGCUUAUAUUUCAGCGUGACAAUAUGGUGAUGAAUUCCAGACAACCUUUAUAUCUGCCCAGCGAUUUAAAAUUUAG